This is a messenger RNA of Camarhynchus parvulus, 624 nucleotides long. RefSeq names its product defender against cell death 1 (gene DAD1). The coding region runs from base 5 to 373 and encodes 122 amino acids. NCBI's taxonomy places the organism in Eukaryota, Metazoa, Chordata, Aves, Passeriformes, Thraupidae. Gene Ontology annotation, cellular component: oligosaccharyltransferase complex; membrane. Gene Ontology annotation, biological process: protein N-linked glycosylation. The record is from RefSeq and is a predicted model, not a curated record. The transcript is spliced from 3 exons.
GCGCAUGCGCAGUGCAGCGGCCGUGGCAGUCAUGGCGGGCUCGGUGCGGGCCGUGGCGCGGCGCUUCCUGUCCGAGUACGGCGGCGGCACCGCCGGGCGCCUCAAGGCGCUGGACGCCUUCCUGCUCUACGUGCUGCUCACGGGCGCGCUGCAGUUCGGAUACUGCCUCGGCGUCGGCACCUUCCCCUUCAACUCCUUCCUCAGCGGCUUCAUCUCGGCCGUCGGCAGCUUCAUCCUGGGCGUUUGCCUCCGGAUCCAGAUCAACCCCCAGAACAAGGGCGAGUUCCAGGGCAUCUCCCCCGAGCGGGCCUUUGCUGAUUUCCUCUUUGCCAACACCAUUCUCCAUCUCGUCGUCAUCAAUUUCGUUGGCUGAGCUCUGGGAGAGCCUGACAGGUCUUGAAGUGCUCCUGAUGGCAAAGCCUGGCAUGGGGAGGUGCCCAGCACACUCUCACCUUCUUCCUUGGUGGAGGAAGGGAUGCAGGGCUCAAGAUUUCCCCCCAGAGUGUCCUGUGGAGGGGUCUGCAGCCUCAUUGUGUAACUGUGAUCCUUUCCAUCAAUAAAACCCUUUAUCACACUGCAGCCUUUUCCAUACUGGGGACAAAUACAGAGCUUCUCCUGCAUCCA